CGGCGGCCCCUCCGGCGAGGAGGCGAGGCGAGGCGGGGGCGGCGACUUGCAGGAGGCGUGAAGAUCCCGGCGGAAAGAUGUCGCCCACCCAAGCCCUGCAGCUCUGGUGCAAGCAACAGUGCGAAGGCUACAAGGACGUCUCCGUCACCAACAUGACUACUUCGUUCCGGGACGGGCUGGCCUUUUGCGCCAUUCUGCACCGCCACAGGCCGGACCUCAUAGACUUCACUUCCCUGAACAAGGAAAACGUCUUUGAGAACAAUGCACUGGCUUUCCAAGUUGCGGAGAAGGAGCUGGGCAUCCCGGCUUUGCUGGACGCUGAAGAUAUGGUGGCCCUCAGAGUGCCCGACCGGCUGAGCAUCCUCACUUACGUCUCCCAAUAUUACAAUUACUUCCAUGGCAAGUCGCCCAUUGGAGGGAUGGCUGGAAUCAAGCGCCCAGCUUCCCAACCCAGCGAGCAGCCGACUGAGAAAAAAGUGGUUCCCGAGCCGACGGUCCCGAGUUCAAGGCAACCAGCCAGGCGACCUCUUUAUCUUGAACCCAAAGCAGAGCCAGCUGUGGUGGGGCGUAGGCUGGCGAUGGAUACCUCUCCGACAGUCGAAAGACGGGUCUUAGCCGAGAAGAACAAUGCCCAACCGAGCAACUGUGCCAUCUGCGGAACUCAUGUCCACUUGGUGCAACGCCUCCUGAUGGACGGGAAGCUGUAUCACAGGAAUUGCUUUAGGUGCCAAAAAUGCUCCGGCACUUUACAAAGUGGAAACUACAAAGCUGGAUGUAGACCGGGAACCUUCCUUUGCAAUCGCCACGCGGGAGUUGACCUCCCUCAGGGUCCUCCGGCCCAGGAGAGCCGGAUGGAAAAGAAGACGGUCACUUCCAAGACCCCUGCAGGGAAUUGUGGGAAGGGGUUGGAACCAACGCAGGCAGCCUCGCCGGUGCCCAAACCACGUCGGAUCUUCCAAAACAAUGUGACUCCCCAACCACCAGCCGCUCAGGAACCGACCAAUUCCUGGAGUCCUAAAACCAGCAGGAUCUCCACAAGUCCGAAUUUUCCUCGGUUGCACCCUCCUGCCCCAAAGCCGGACCCACCGGUGUCUUCCUCUUUGACAGAGGUGCGCUCCAGAAUCCAGCAGGCUCGGGAAAAGUUUUUCCAGGCUGAUCCAGCCUCUUCCGACAUCCCUGCGAGAAAACUCGAACCGGCGAGAAAUCACAGCUCUCCUCUCCAGCCUGCUCAAGUCUCUGAGAAAACAGCCCUCUCUCGAACUCAGGUCCCCCCCAGCAGCAGCGACAGCAAGAAAGACGAAGCCCGGAGCAUCCUUCAGCGCGUCUUACCAGGACCGCAGCCCUCGACCAGCCAGCCAGGAGGGGUUGGCGCUGCGGUGCCCCGAUCUUUGGCAUACAACAGCCCGUCUUCUCCUGCCCUCUCCGGUUCACGGGGUCUUCAGCUCCAGAAUCCCCCAACUAGCAAACCCUUUAACAAACCAGCUUUUGCAGACACACCAAGAGGGGCAGAAACAUCGCAUCUGGUUGUGAAUCUCCCCAAGGAUCCUAGCCACAAAUGGGCGGUCGGAAUUGAGCCCCAGAACAAAAUCAAGGAUCGGUCCAUUGGCACAUCGGCCAACACUGGACGUAAAGCGGACCCCAUGGUGGUUAAAGGUGCCCAAGGGACAGAAGAGAAAUUGGAGAGCCCAGAAGACUGGAGAUCAAUGCUGAAGCCGGUCAAACCCCCCCGCCAGGAUGGAGCCAAGCUUUCCCCAAAACCUACGGAUGUUCACAAAGUGGAGAUCAACGUACAGGUGAAACCGGGACCAAACGCCAACAAGCCGUCUCUUUCUGUCAUCUCCCCAGCAGUUCCCAAUCCUGCACUGCUGGCUUUUCAACCCCAGAAGGAGAAGCUGUUGGUGGCACAUCCGGAUGUGUCCAGCAGCUGGCAGAAAGCGAAGAUGCCGUGGGAAUCUCAACCAGCCACCGCCAAAGCGGAGAAAUGGAGCCCGUCAAAAACAGUGGUUGCGCCCGCCCGGCCGUCCUCUCCUGGAACCUUCCGGAAGCCUCUGAGCGAUCAAGUGAUCUCUCCCACCAAGCUCCACCCGGAUUACGUCCCCGAGGAAGAGAUCCAGAAGGAAAUCCGGCAGAUUGGAAGAGAUCUGGACAAGCUGGAGCAGAAGGGCAUUUCCUUGGAGAAACAGCUGCGGGCUUGCGAGGGAGAUGAUUCCGAAGAUGCCCUGAUGGUGGAGUGGUUCAAACUGAUCCACGAGAAGCAGAUCUUGCUGAGACGGGAAUCCGAGCUAAUGCACAAGAUAAACCAGCAGAAACUGGAAGUGAAGCAGUGGGAUAUUGAGACCGAACUGCGGACUCUCAUCGGCAAAGCCGAUUACUUGAAGACUUCGAAGGAGAAAGCUCGGGAGAAGGAACUCCUUGACUCGUACUUGGACACGGUCAACAAUCGGAACAAAAUUGUAGAAAACCUGGAUGAGGACAGACUCAGGGAACUGGAAGAAGAUGAGAUCUUCGUUGACAUGAUCAAGAAGUUUGGUGUGUCUCGGAGCCCCCAGGAAAAUGAAAAAAAGAAAAACAAGUUUGGCUUUUUCCGAAUAUCGAAACCCAAGAACUGAAUCCACGGGUGGGGAAUGCAAACGAAGGCGCUUCAUCACCUACGGAUCUAUUUGCUGUUCGGAUAACUUUGUUCCUAAGGAGGAUAAGUUUUUGGGCUGCCCCACGGAGGGGAAAAAAUGGAAGCAGAAGGAGAUCUCCCAGGAAAUGCUUGGAUAGUGAGGAGCAAAGCCUUGGGGGGAAAUAUGAAUGCAGCAAUCCCUUUGCCUUUGGAAACAUUGGCCAAAAAUCCAAGUGAAGUUUGAGCAUCUUCAAACGAAGCUUUUCAGCAGCUGAGAUUCCAGGGAUGCCUUUUUCUCUAUCUGCAGGAGAAUUUGAGGUAUAUGGCUGCCCCCCGUUUGUUUUUUUUUCUGGUGGGACUGUACCAUUUCAUUUUUCCAAGAAGAGAGAAACUUCCCUUCCGACUUUGGAUCAAGCAGCAAUAAAUAAGAUUUCUUUCAGUUCGUCUCCCUGCAAGGAUUUCCGUGCGAUCCCAGGGAGAAAUCGCUUUCUGGACACCAGGUGGCGCUGUAGCUCUCAGCAGGUCUGUUUGCAAGGGACUUCAGAAAAAACAAAUUCUCAGGAAUUUUCAUUCAAAAAUCAUCACAACUUUCACCCCCUGGACUUCCAUUUUCAUGAUUUGAAGAACCAGAUUCACUCCAGAACUGGCCUGUGGGGUGAUUCAAAUGGGCUUUUUUUUUUUUUUUACUUUUGUACAUUGUAAUAAAACUAGAAUGUUCUAUGAUUGACAGUUUGUGAAUUUGGAGGAAAGGGACGGUAGAUGUCCAAAGUUUUUGUAAAAUCUAGAUUUCAUCUUCUGGCUGACCCAGAAGCUUAAGGGCAAAGCCAUUUGGCAGAGGAGGAGGAGGAGGAGGAGGAGGGGGGGGGGAAGAAGAAGAAGAAGAAGAAGAAGAUUACCUCUUUCAAUCAGGAGCAUCUUUUUUAUUAAAAUGGUAUUCAGAUGUUUGGAGGGGUCAGUACCUUUGUUGCUAAGAGUAGCAGAGAAAUACUUGAAAUAACUUGCCAGAUAAUUGACUGAGAAAGGUGCAGUUGAGGUCCAGGUAGGCCACAGGCACUUUUGAGACCAUUUAGCCAUUAAAGCAGUCUUGGUGGACUUAGCUGGGAGAAAACAGUGGAUGGGAUUCAGUUGGAUUUGGUUCUUCAAUAACUAGAGUGAAAUUCUGCUUUGGAUAGGAGAAAAAAAAACAUCUCCUUUUAGUACCCUUGACCCCUAUAAGUGUCACGGAAGUCUAAGGAGAUGGACCAGCAGAGUGGUAGACUUGACCAGAAAACCAUGGAGACAUCAGGCUAGUAGCUGAUAUUUAUCCAGAAGUUGUUGCAUGACCUGAAACGGACAUGAGUUAUGAGCAAACCCAAUUCUGAAAGAAAAACUAGACAUUGGGGGCAGAAGAGCUAGAGAAGGAUCAUGGUGAGGACCAAGCACGAAGACUAAGGCUUUGAUACAACCCAGCCUUCACGGAUUGCCCCAUUUGGGUCAACUGACAGGGUUUGGGUGGGCCAGAAGGAUGGAAAAAGUGACUCCAGCUUCUUGGAAUGGACCUAAACCACGAGUGGAAUCCCGAAUGCAAAAAUUCAGGAGACUUUCUUGAGGGACAGUUGCUUCCAGUAAGUUGGCCAAGGGAAGACCAAGCCCAACAAAGUCCCGGAAACCUCAAAACUUUGACCCAACCUCUUUCAACUUUCACAUCUUUGCAAGUUGACUGUAUGAUCAAAGCCCCCUCCCCAUUAUUCUGAAGAUGUUGGAGUUGGUGAGAGAGGCCGGUGGGCUUUCCCAGUAUCUGGAGUCUGCUAAGGACCGUUUUUAGCCAAAAAUAAUAAAUAAAUAAAUGAAUGAAUGAAUGAAGAAGUAAUGCUUGGCAGUCGAGAAGCAGCAGAUGCUUCCUCCCCGCCUUUCGUUCUUGCCCUUCUUUUGUUUGUGUUCGUUUGAUGCGUGCAAGUGUGUCGUUUCAAUUUAAGCAAUGCUCUUUUUCCUCCGCAGCAUAAAACAUUUAGCAAUGAAUUGAUUACGAUUCUGUUUGAUUGCCGGCAGUGAGAACGAGCAGCAAGUGAGCAGAGGAAGCAGGGAUGACAGACAGCGGAGGGAAAAAUGUCAGUUUCCAGGCACCCGUCACAACAGCGCCAAAAUCUUGGUUUACUUUCUAUCUUGUGAAACGUUGCUCCAGGCAGCGUAGUUUUCGGUUGAAAAUGGGAAUAUUCCAGAUUCAAAGCUUUUAGGAUAUUGGAUAGACAUCAGAGGAGGCUUCCAGGUCAAACUGGACGGGCAAAAUUAUAAAUUCACAACCAUCCUUUAUUUAUUUAUUUUUUUUAAAAAGAAAAAAAAAACCCUUUCCAUUCCAUCGGUGGAAGAAUUUGGGAAGGUUUGCAGUUGCACAUGGUGGCUGUGUGCAUGUAGAAAUUUGGGUCUGUGCAUGAAUUUAGCUGCUGUGGUCCAAAUUUAAGAAGUCCAGUUGUUCCCAGCUUGGAGCAGAUCAAGCGAGAUGGGUCUUCUGUGGUGUUUCAGAAGGAGCAAUCUGGUUCAGAAGGUAGCUUCCAUCUCCUAGUUGCUCCACACCUGUGGUUGCCCCAAAUGCUAAACUUGUAUUGAUGGAUUGGGCCAUUUUGCAAGUCUCCACUUAUCUUGAGCUACUGCAUCAUCCAAAUGGCAAAUGAUGGCCACAAAGUCAUCUGGAUGUACCCUCUACACCUAAACCAAUGAUUUACCUCCCCUCCUAGGUGUUGUGGUCCGCCGGCAGCCUGCGCAGCUGACAACGGAGUCAGACAGCGAUGAAGCUGAGGAAGAACAUGGGCCAGUCCUGGAGGCUGGGGAAGGCCCGGAUGAGGGCUCUGCAUGGGAGGCAGAAAUGGGGCCAGGGCCAUCGGGGAGUGAGGCGCGAACUCCGGAGCCUCCAGAGGCUGACAGUAGUGAGGCAGAGGAACAGGAGGAGCCUGUUCCUAAUGCAGGCAUGAGAAGAGCUGUCAGAAGGCAAGAGCAGCUCAAGCAAAGAGGUCGACUCGGGUAGGGUCAAGAGAUGAUUGGCCCCUCCCAUAAGGCUUAAAAGACCAGAAACGCGGUUUAGCUCUUUGCCGGAAAACAACGUUGAUAGAAUUGCUCCUUGUCUUGCUGCAUUUAUUUCUUGUCGGCAUCUUCUGCUUUUGAACUUUUGCCAAGAAAAGCCUUUGGCAGUUUGCCGAAUUAGACCAAGGUUGGUAAGAACCAGGCUAAUGCAGCCUGUUAUUAACACACAGCUGCCUGCAGUUACAAUUACUGCAGGCUCGAGUCCCACCAGGCCCAAGGUUGACUCAGCCUUCCAUCCUUUAUAAGGUAGGUAAAAUGAGGACCCAGAUUGUUGGGGGGGCAAUAAGUUGACUUUGUAUAUAAAUAUACAAAUAGGAUGAGACUAUUGCCUUACACAAUGUAAGCCGCCCUGAGUCUUCGGAGAAGGGCGGGAUAUAAAUUCAAAUAAUAAUAAUAAAAAAAAAAGAUUGAAGAA
Ahaetulla prasina is the source of this 6077-nucleotide messenger RNA. RefSeq names its product MICAL like 2 (gene MICALL2). The record is from RefSeq and is a predicted model, not a curated record. Gene Ontology annotation, molecular function: protein binding. The transcript has 18 exons. The coding region runs from base 78 to 2609 and encodes 843 amino acids. NCBI's taxonomy places the organism in Eukaryota, Metazoa, Chordata, Lepidosauria, Squamata, Colubridae.